AAUCACGUUGCGUAGUUAUCUGCAUUCAGAUAGCUGUGACUGUGUGUGUUUUCUCGGCGACGUGCAUGCAGUACCGGCAUCUUGUACCGGCGGAAUUUGAGAAUGAGAGAUCAAUCAAACUAAGAAGCUUGUAAAGACAACUGAUAAUCUAUUCAUAUUGUGGAGACCAAUCUACCCCAAGGAGCAGCCCAAAAAGUAUUUUUCCCCCAACUCCUGAGUCCUUAAACAUCAAGGAUAUUACAAUUAAAAUAGUGAGUUAUCUGCCCUAGUCAGAAGGAAUGGAGAACGGCUACCAUAAAAAACCAAGAUGGCAGGUCAGAGCAUCAGACGCUUCUCUACGCACCAUCAAUCCAAUCCGUGGUAUCGUUGAUGGUAUGAAACUGGAACCUAACCCGGAUAAGGAUAUCAUCGCUCUAUCAAUAGGUGAUCCAACCAAGUUUGGUAAUCUAGAUCCUAGUGAAGAUGUUGUAGAUGCUGUGAAUGUAUCACUAAAAUCGGGAAAGAAUAAUGGCUACAGUCCUUCUGUGGGUUAUGUUGAAGCUCGUGCUGCAGUAGCCAAGCAAUAUUCACAUCCUGAUGCCCCUCUUACCUCUGAGGAUGUGAUCCUGUCUUGUGGAUGUUCAGGUGCUAUAGACCUAGCUAUUGGAGUAUUAGCUGAUGCAGGUCAGAACAUUCUGGUCCCAAGACCAGGCUUUGCACUCUAUACCACCCUCUCUGGAAGCUAUGAUAUUGAGUACAAACACUAUGAACUAUUGCCCUGUAAGUCAUGGGAGAUUGAUCUUGAGAACUUAGAAUCUCAGAUUGAUGAGAAGACGGCUUGUAUCGUGGUUAACAACCCAUCCAAUCCAUGUGGAUCAGUCUUCUCUAAGGAACACAUUCAAGACGUCAUUAAAAUUGCAUCGAAGCACCAUCUUCCUAUUGUAUCUGAUGAGGUGUAUGCCGAUAUGGUAUUCUCUGGCCAUACCUUCUAUUCAGUGGCAUCAUUGGCUUCUAAUGUUCCCGUGCUUACAUGUGGAGGACUGGCUAAAAGAUAUCUCUGUCCAGGAUGGCGUCUUGGCUGGAUUCUUAUCCAUGAUCCAGUCGGAGCAUUUGAAGAAGAGGUUCGGUUGGGACUCUUCAGAUUGUCUACCAAGAUUCUUGGACCCUGCACACUGAUACAGAGUGCUCUUCCAGCCAUCUUUGAGAAGACAUCAAACAGCUUCCAUGAGAACACUAUGGAUGUAUUGAAGACGAAUGCUGAAAUAUGUUUUAAAUUCUUGGAUUCAACACCAGGCUUGAAACCCAUCAUGCCCAAUGGAGCUAUGUAUCUCAUGUGUGGACUUGAGAUAGAUAAAUUUGAGGGCUUCACGGAUGAUAUGGAGUUUGUUCAAUCUCUGAUGUCAGAACAGUCGGUUUUCUGCCUGCCAGGAAAAUGUUUUGAUUAUCCAAACUUCUUCCGAGUUGUGUUGAGUGUUCCAGAAGAGAAGACGGAGGAAGCUUGUCAACGGAUCAAAGACUUCUGUACCCGGCAUUAUAGAGGUGGUGUCAUCAACACCGUAGAGGAGACAUGAAUGAGCAGCUGACCAGAAAAUCAAGAAUAUUCAAAGAGUAUUGAUGAUACAGGAAUUUAUUAAAGUAUAUUAUAGUUCAUUUGAUGGUGGCAAAGUGUGACCAGUAUUGCUGCUUUGUAAUAGGGAAAUUGUAUGAAGUCAAUUGUGCAAAGAUCUUUAACUUGUUUUAUUGAUUUUCCAUGGUGUCAUGCUUUUACUUUUAUGAUAUAGAGGAUAUGAACAUUGUAUGAGAGAUUGUAGUCAUGAAAAAAUUCCCUGUAGAUAUGCUCCAUAAUGUGAUGUGCUGCAUAUCGAAAUUCUUUUCGAAUAUACUGUAUAAUCGAAUCCCCACUGGACCACAAUCUAUGGUAAAUAUGAAAUAGAUAACGUUUUUAUCCAGUAUUACAUGGUAAUGAAUUAUGCGUAGCAUAUUGCUGGUAGACUGACUGGGGAAUUAACUCCCAUGAUGCCUUGUGAUAGCACAAGAUCUGUUUUCAUAUUAUUUGUCACUAAAGUAUGUGGCUGUAAAAGCUAAGAACUGAUUGAAUAUUUCUAGUUUUUUACCAUUGUGUUUAAAUGGAAAAGUUGUGUGCAAUAUAUAAUUCCAUUUAGUAUGAAGGUAUUAUUCAGUCACUAAAGUAUAUUUCCCUUCUGCUAUCUUUGUUGACCACAAUCAAUUCUGUUGGAUGGCCUUUAUUUAAUGUCAUGUCAAAUUAAACAAAACCAAACUGUAUUUGAGUCUUCAUUUACUUUUAUUCAACAUGACUUGUCAUAUUAUCUGGUAUAGUUGAAAUGCAGACUCUUCUUUUUACCAAAUUUUAAUUUAUUCAAAGGUCCAAUGUGUACACAAGUUUUCAUAGAUUCCUUUAGAUGAUGGUGUGCAUGUUUAUAGAUGCCUGCUUAUUGACAUUACAGCAUUUAUUAAAGGUCAAGUCCACCACAGGAAUAGAGAAAAAUCAAACUAGCGUAACACUGAAAAUUUCAUCAAAAUCUGAUGUUAAAUAAGAAUGUUAUGACAUUUUAAAGUUUCGCUUAUUUUUUAAAAAACAGUGAUAUGCACAACUCAGUGACAUGCAAAUGAGACAGUCGAUGAUGUCCCUCACUCACUAUUUCUUUUGUUUUUUAUUGUUUGAAUUAUACAAUAUUUCAUUUUUUACGAAUUUGACAAUAGGGACCAACUUGACAGAACCAUAUAGUAUUAAACAAUACUAAUUCCACAUGUUCAGGGAGGAAGCAUCGUUGUUUCACUUGACAAUGAGGAAAAAAUGAGAAUAUUUCAUAUAAUAAAAUACAAAAGAUAUAGUGAGUGGAUGACGUCAUCAGUCGACUCAUUUGCAUACCGACUAGGAUGUGCAUAUAACUGUCUUGUGAAAUUAAGGGAAACUUUAAAAUGUCAUAACUUUCUUACUUUACAUCCGAUUUUGAUGAAAUUUUCAGUGUUAUGCUUGUUGGAUUUUUCUCUUUUUAUUCAAAUAAACUUUUUGUUGGGGUGGACUUGUCCUUCAAUUAUUAUUCAUUGAUACUGAAAUUGUGUUUGUUAUAAAUGUUUGCAAACAUGGCUGUUUGAGUUUGUAUUAUAUUUAAAUGUGAGAAAUGAUAGCAAUAGCAGGAUGUUUUCUUUUCCUUGAUAUAACACAUGAUGUAAAUAUUUAGUUUGCUUUGCCAUUGAAGUGUUCAUGUUGCCUUUAUAUAAGAGUUAUUAUGACAUGGUUCAUAUGUAUUUGUGUGCUUCCAAACUUAGUUUGCCAUUUUAUAGAAGCAAUAAUUCUAUACUGAAUGCUGAGUGGCUCAAUGGUUCGAGCACCAGUUUCAUGAACAGCUGCGGGUUCAAAUUCUGGCCAAGUCAUACUAAAGACUGAACGGAAAAUGGAACCUCUUUCUUCUAGUAAAGGUGCUCAGCAUAAUACUUAUAGGUUGGAGAUAGGUAGGUAUUCUGGUCCUGUUGGACAAGAAUUUUCAUUUAUAUUGUUUUUAUUAUUGUUAUUAUUGUUACUGUUAUUAUAAUUAUUAUCAUCAUCAUAAUCGUCUUUGUUAUCAUUGAUAUGUGAAGAAAUAACCUUUUGUGCCACAAGGCAUUUAAUUUGGCAACAUUACCGGCAUUGUUUGUGUAUAUGUGAUAUAAUACGAUUGAAUUAAUGUUUUGAUUGCCUAUUCCAUGUAUUGUGUGCCUGUUCUGCCUUAGUUUUUCCAAACCAUGAAAUAUUAAAACUGAAACUCUGAGGCCCAUAUUCUGAAGUCAGGUUUAACUUAGACCAUGGUUUAACCCUAAUUCUCCCGGGGGGGGGGGGGGGGGGGGCAUAAUGGCCCCCCCUCGACAAUUUUCGCGAUAUAUCUGCUGCACAAAAUUUUUUAACCUCGCCGCUCACUGACUUUUUACUUUCAAGUCUCGCGCAAAUUUGAGUCCAAAUUUGUGACGGCCGGGUACACGGUUACGACAUUACGCAACAUUAUGUAAGUGCAUGUCAGACCCCAAAUUGCUCAUAAACGUGAUUUCAUGUACAAAUCCAAUGCAGAUUGUGUAUUAGCCAAAAUUCAUAAAUGUAUCAUUAUUUCUACUUUUACUGAUUAAACUUAGUUAAUUUUGCCUUGUUUAUGAUCAGCAUUAAGUCUGGAACGAUUUCCAUCGAAAAAACAAAGAAAUACAUAAGAAAUUUAAAAAACAAUAAAAUACAUAAGAAAUCGGUCUUGGUACCAGAAUUUUUUUUCAUUCACAAUUGUUAGGAAUGCUAUAAAGAAUAUUUUCACCAAAAGAUAGCAUUCUAGGAGCUUUAUUUAGUGAAUCAGAGCAAAAAGUAUGAUUUCAUGAAUAAAUUAGCAUAAUUAAUUCAUAUAAAAUAAAAAUAUAUGAAUUCAGUGAAAUUUACCAAUGCAACUGCGUAGAUUACGUUAUUCUCUACCAUCAUGCAAAUUUUAGUUGUGAUCGCGCAAUCCGCGGCUGAGAUCUUAAGGGGGGGCCAUAAUGCCCCCCCC
Messenger RNA from Lytechinus pictus (painted urchin), 4499 nucleotides. RefSeq names its product tyrosine aminotransferase-like. Lineage: Eukaryota; Metazoa; Echinodermata; Echinoidea; Temnopleuroida; Toxopneustidae. Gene Ontology annotation, biological process: L-tyrosine catabolic process; biosynthetic process; L-phenylalanine catabolic process. The coding region runs from base 279 to 1550 and encodes 423 amino acids. The transcript has 13 exons. Gene Ontology annotation, molecular function: L-tyrosine:2-oxoglutarate transaminase activity; pyridoxal phosphate binding. The record is from RefSeq and is a predicted model, not a curated record.